UGUUUGCACGACGACCCUCAAGGCAAACGAGAACGAUGAUGAUGAAGGUUGUGAGCUUCAGUGCACUGCUGGUGGCAGUGUUUGCUGGCUGUGCGCUGGCUGCUCCUUUGAGCUUCGACAACUUGAAGAAGACGUCGUACAUCGCAGAGGCUGUCAUUUCUCUUCCCUACGCUGCCAUCUCCGAGCCCGUCAAGGUGUACUAUGAUGCUGGCGCUGGCCGGAGCCGCGUGGAAUACUACCACGGCAUGGACGUGUACGUGAUGCGCGAGGAUGUCGGCAAGCACGGCUACCAGUUCCAGAUCAACCCCGUCACCGACAACGAGCGCACCAACGUCAUGACCUGCUUUGGCAUCAACGGCACAAAGGACGACCCCAUCACCGUGCAGUCCCUCAUCCCGGACCUGUCCAAGUAUGAGAAGGCGACCAACCCCGUCAUGUACCGCGGCCUCUUCUGCGACCUCUACACCUACUCCUACCUGGUUGGCGCGAAGAGCAACACGUAUUCCUUCUACGUCAACCGCGCCACGGGUCUUCCCGUCGGCUUUGAGAUGCGCGGAUACGACGACCUCCUCGGCUCCCACUACGACGAGUACGACAUCUACUUCUACGACUUUAUCGUCACCGUUCCCUCCAACAUCAGCCUCUACGAGCCGCCAAAAGGCAUGUCGUGCGGUGACUUCCCAGGGCCUGGUGUGGCCGUGCACCAUCAUCGCGGCGGUCUCCACAUGCACGAGGACUACGAGGCCGCUGAGAAGGAGGUUGGCGCUGCGUUUGAUUCCUUCAAGGCGCAGCACGGCCGCAUGUACGAGACCGAGCAGGAGCACGCAAAGCGCCUCAACAACUUCCGCCACAACAAGAAGUUUGUUGAUGCCAUGAACCGCCGCAACCUGACGUACACACUCGCCCUCAACCACCUCGCCGACCUCCACGACGAGGAGCGUGCACAGAUGCGCGGAACUUUCAGCUCCAGGACAGACUACGCCUAUGUUGCCGAGACACCGUCCCCUGUUCGCUCUGCUGCGCGCGACUGGCGCACAACAGGCGCUGUGACGGGCGUGAAGGACCAGGGCAUCUGCGGCAGCUGCUGGUCGUUUGGCGCCGCCCAGGCCAUCGAGGGCCAGUACUUCCUGGCGACGAACCGUACCGUACCCAUGUCCCAGCAGGCCCUCAUGGACUGCUCAUGGGGCUUUGGCAACAACGCCUGCGACGGCGGCGAAGCUUUCCGUGCGUACGAGUGGGUGCUUCAGAACGGCUACAUCCCCACAGAGGCGUCGUACGGCCCGUACCUCAUGGCUGACGGUUACUGCCACCCGGAGAAGGCGGACAAGGGCCCUGGCAUCAAGGGCUACGUCAACAUCACCAGCGGCGACAUGAACAAGGUCCUCGACAUGCUCGACAACGACGGCCCACUCGCCGUCGCCAUCGACGCUUCCCUCAAGUCGUUCAGCUUCUACAGCAGCGGCGUGUACUACGAUUCCGACUGCGGCAACACCCCCGAUGACCUCGACCACGCCGUCCUCGCCGUCGGCUUUGGAACCUCCGUGGAUGGUGAGGACUACUGGAUCAUCAAGAACAGCUGGAGCACCAACUAUGGUGACCGCGGCUACGUUCGCAUGUCCAGGCGCAACAACAACUGCGGUGUUGCCACAGACGCCCACAUCCCGCUCCUCUGAGCAUGCCUUUGCGUGGGAAGGGAAAUGAUUGUUGGUGCGUGUGUGUGCAUGUGUGUGCGUACGUGCGUAUGUGUGCGUACGUGCGUAUGUGUGUGUGUGUGUGUGUGUGUGUGCAUGUGUGUGCCUGAUGUCGGUGCAUCGCUUGCCAUCCAUCCAUGGCGCAUCCAAACCACCACAUCCUUGCAUGUUUUUGUGUGUCGCGCGCGCCUGUUCUUGUGCCUUUGUUUCUGUUGCUUGGCGAUUCCGUUGUGGAAUGUUCGUUGAAAACAUAAACGAGAAGCGUGCA
Molecule: messenger RNA, 1959 nt
Organism: Salpingoeca rosetta
Lineage: Eukaryota; Choanoflagellata; Craspedida; Salpingoecidae
Exons: 18
Coding region: 36-1673 (545 amino acids)
Biological process (GO): immune response
Cellular component (GO): lysosome
Molecular function (GO): cysteine-type endopeptidase activity
Source: RefSeq, a predicted model, not a curated record